AAAAAAAAAUUUCCUCGUUUUCUUUUCACGAUUUUCUUCUCUCUUCUCUCUCUCUCUCUUUCUCUCUUUCUCUCUUUGAUCGGCGAUUUCACCAAGGAGAGACUGAAAUCCGUUGAUUUGAGAUCCGAAAUGAGUCUCAAAUGGUGUUGUCUGAGUGUUCGUUUUGCUGUUGUCUUCAUCUCCACCAACUCCGGUUCAAAUCGGAGAGUUUGGUUUCUACUGUCGGAGAGUGGUUCACCAAAUUGUGAGAUUUGUGUUCAAAGAAGCUCCAAUAUCUUUCAAAUGAUGGUCAGGAAGGAAGAUGUGGAUUUCUAUUGUGGCUUUCAAGGAAAGAGUUUCAGAGUUUAUGCAUGAAAUAUAAUUUGCCUGCCACCCAAUAGAUCAAGUUCCGAUAUUGCUGAAUCAUUGGCUUCUUUUUCCGAGGUCUCUGGCAUGUGAUCAGCAGAGGAUGAGUGAUUCUUUUCUAUAUUGUCCAUCAAAUUUAAUGACUACUUUGUGUUUAUGAUAUCUUUGAUCAAUGCUCUCAAGUUUUAGAUUAGGUUAGACUUUAAUUUUAAUACUGCUAAGUGUGUGUUCUCUAAUGCUUCUUUCACAUCUCUGUCAUAAAUGCUUGUGUGUGAUCAAUGCUGAAGUAGUAUUGGUGUGGUUUAAGUUUUGACGCAUGAAUAUGGUUCUUAGAUGUGAUCAAUGCUUAGGGUUUCAUUGAUUGUUAACCACUUAACUUAACUUCCCUAUCUUUAUUUCUUUAUCUGAUUCAAUAUAAACAACCACCACAACCAAGAUUUAUUUAUUCUUUCUAUCUCUUUCUAUCUCUUUCUAUCUCUUUCUUCUGUCUUUCUUCUUUCUUUAUUCUUUGUGUAAUGGAUUCUUCCAAUCCAUUUACUCAAUCUUCUGGGUUCUUGGACCUGCUCAAUAGUCAACCAUGGACUGAGAAUGAACCAAGCCAAGUCCCAAUCCAAAAUGAUCAAUGGUCAAAGAGCAUUCAAGCUGAAGACACACCUGAGGGAAAAAAAGGAAAACGUAACAAUUGGUCAGCAAAGGAAGAUGUUGUGCUCAUAUCAGCCUGGUUGAACACAAGCAAAGACCCUGUGGUGGCCAAUGAGGAAAGGAAGAUGACCUUCUGGUCAAGAAUAGCAACCUACUUUGCUGCUUCUUCUGCGCUUGUUGGGAUGCCAAAGAGAGAGCCUGACCAUUGCAAGCAAAGGUGGAGGAAGAUCAAUGAUCAGGUCUGCAAGUUUGUUGGUUCCUUAGCAGCUGCAACAAGUCAGAAGUCAAGCGGACAAAAUGAAAAUGAUGUAAUGAAGCUUGCUCACCAAAUCUACUCAAAGGAUUAUGGUGUCAAGUUCACACUUGACCAUUGUUGGAGAGAGCUUCGCCAUGAUCAGAAGUGGUGUGUUGCUUCUUCACCUGUAGAGAGUGACAAGUCAAAAAGAAGAAAGGUAGGGGAUAGAGCUGAAGCUGCUGGUCACUCAUCAAGCUCACAGGCAGCUAGCCAUGGAGAUGAAGCCAUGGCUCGUCCACCAGGUGUUAAGGCGGCAAAGGCCAAAGCUAAAAAGACUAACAAAGGCGUUGAAGAAGGACCAGAUCUAGAUGCUCUAUUAAGGAUUCAGAGCAUUUGGGAGAUUAGGAAACAAGACCAUGAACUGAAGAAAGAGGACUAUGAACUGAAGAAGAAACAGAGCAAGCUCAAAAUGUUGGAGAAUCUCCUUGGAAAAAUAGAGCCACUUAGUGAAAUUGAAAUGGCUUUGAAGGACAAGCUUAUCACUGACAUGUUGUCAUAAACUUGAAUGUUGUCCUUUGUUUUCUGAAUCAGUUUUUUUUCCAGAGACUCUUAUCGAAUGGACUCAGAGAAAGAGUCAUUUUAAGAGUUGAUGGAGGCUUAAAGAGUGGUGUUGAUGUUCUAAUGGCUGCAGCUAUGGGUGCUGAUGAAUACGGAUUUGGUUACUUGGCAAUGAUUGCUACUGGUUGUGUUAUGGCUCGUAUUUGCCACACUAAUAAUUGUCCAGUGGGUGUAGCAAGUCAGGUAGACUCAUCCUGUAAAAUUUCCUUGCCUUCUUGUUCAUAUUCUCUUGAGUUUUGCUAACGUUUGUUUAAACUCUUGAGUUUUGCUAACGUUUGUUUAAACUCUUUAACGUUUGUUUAAACACCUGCCACUGGAUACCCCGAGGAAGAAUCACCUUCUGAUCUUCUUGUGCGAUAAAAUCAACUCCAGUUUUGUCAA
This is a messenger RNA of Arabidopsis lyrata subsp. lyrata, 2221 nucleotides long. Its product is annotated as glutathione S-transferase T3. The transcript is spliced from 5 exons. NCBI's taxonomy places the organism in Eukaryota, Viridiplantae, Streptophyta, Magnoliopsida, Brassicales, Brassicaceae. The record is from RefSeq and is a predicted model, not a curated record. The coding region runs from base 861 to 1781 and encodes 306 amino acids.